Molecule: messenger RNA, 2807 nt
Organism: Phyllotreta striolata
Lineage: Eukaryota; Metazoa; Arthropoda; Insecta; Coleoptera; Chrysomelidae
Source: the annotation of a GenBank genome assembly
GAAAUCGACCACGUGCACAGAGAUUUGAGCAAAUUCGAGAAGAACAUGAAAGACAUACAAGCCUCCGGCUCCUUGUUCGAAGUCAACGUACCGGAAUUCAAAAUACUGAAGCAAUGCAGAAGGGAUCUGAGAUUGCUGAAGCAAUUAUGGGAUUACGUGAACAUAGUGCACACUUGCGUGGACGAUUGGAAGACCACUCCGUGGAGGAAAAUCGAUGUGGAGAACAUGGACAUCGAAUGCAAGAAGUUCGCGAAGGAAGUUAAAAUGCUGGACAAGGAAAUGCGAGCUUGGGAUACAUUCGUCGGUCUGGAAGCCACCAUUAAAAACACUUUAACGUCUUUGAAAGCCGUAGGGGAAUUACAGAAUCCUGCGAUUCGCGAAAGGCAUUGGGACCAACUGAUGACAAGUACAAAGACCAAGAUCGUGAUGGACCACAACACGACGUUGGCCGACCUCCUGGAGCUGAACCUGCACGAGUGCGAGGAGGAGGUGAAGAACAUCGUCGACAAGGCGGUGAAGGAGAUGUCGAUGGAGAAGACGCUGCGCGAGCUGAACGUCACGUGGUCGGCGAUGGAAUUCGAGCAGGAGAUCCACGUGAGGACGGGCUGCAAGCUGCUGCGCGCCAGCGAGGAGCUGAUAGAGACGCUGGAGGAGAACCAAGUGCAAUUGCAGAAUUUGAUAACGUCGAAGUUCAUCGAUCACUUCUUGGAGGACGUCUCUUCGUGGCAGAACAAGCUCAGUUUGGCCGAUCAAGUGAUUACUGUUUGGUUCGAGGUGCAAAGGACUUGGACGCACUUGGAGUCGAUUUUCAUGAGUUCGGAAGACAUUCGCAAGCAGCUACCCGAAGACUCGGAACGAUUCGAUAAAAUCGACACGAACUUCAAGAAACUGAUGAUAGAAAUGGCCAAAGUCCCGAACGUCGUGGAGUCGACCAACCGGCCCGGCCUGCUGGAGGUGCUCGAGGAGCACCAGAAGAACUUGACCCUUUGCGAGAAGGCUCUGGCCGUUUACCUCGAAACCAAGCGACUGGCCUUCCCGCGCUUCUACUUCGUCUCCUCCGCCGAUUUAUUGGACAUACUGUCCAACGGCAACCAGCCGGAAUUGGUCGCCAAGCAUCUGAUAAAGCUCUUCGACUCGAUAGCCAAGCUCAAUUUCGGCAGGAACGACGACGGCAGUCUCGACAAGCAAAUUCACGGAAUGGUGGCGAAGGAUGGAGAAGUUGUGCAAUUCAAUGCAUCGACCACCUGCGACGGUGCUGUGGAAGUUUGGUUAAACCGAGUCCAAGCCAGCAUGAGAACCACAGUUAGGAUAUUCACCGGAGACGGUGUUGCUUCUUACGAAGAAAAACCAAGAGACCAAUGGUUGUUCGAUUUUCCAGCGCAAGUGUCUUUAUGCGGCACUCAAAUAUGGUGGACGACUGAAGUGAACGCGGCCUUCUCCCGAUUGGAAGAAGGCUACGACAACGCCAUUAGAGAUUACUACAAAAAACAAGUCUCCCAACUCAGCACCCUCAUAACACUAUUACUGGGCGAUUUAACGCGCCAGGACAGGCAGAAAAUCAUGACGAUUUGCACCAUAGACGUCCAUUCGAGGGACGUCGUGGGAAAACUCAUCCAAACCAAAGUGGAAAGCGCUUUGGCGUUCCAGUGGGUGUCCCAGCUCAGGCACCGUUGGUGCGACAAAGACAAGCAGUGCUACGCCAACAUAUGCGACGCCCAAUUCAAAUACAGCUACGAAUAUUUGGGCAAUACCCCGCGGCUCGUUAUCACCCCUUUAACCGAUCGUUGUUACAUCACUUUGACUCAAAGCCUUCAUUUGAUAAUGGGCGGUGGUCCAGCUGGUCCUGCUGGUACAGGAAAAACCGAAACCACCAAAGACUUGGGCAGAGCGCUGGGAAUUAUGGUGUACGUGUUCAACUGCUCUGAACAAAUGGAUUACAAAUCGUGCGGUAAUAUUUAUAAAGGCUUGGCUCAAACGGGAGCUUGGGGUUGCUUCGAUGAAUUCAACAGGAUAUCCGUUGAAGUGCUAUCAGUAGUAGCGGUGCAAGUAAAAUCCGUUUUAGAUGCUAUUAAAAACAAGAAAGUCACCUUCGACUUUAUGGGCGAUCCCAUUCAGCUGGUUCCUACUGUCGGCAUCUUCAUUACCAUGAAUCCUGGAUACGCGGGAAGGACCGAAUUACCAGAGAAUUUGAAAGCUCUGUUCAGACCUUGCGCUAUGGUUGUACCCGAUUUCGAAUUGAUAUGCGAAAUUAUGCUGGUAGCGGAAGGUUUCCAGGAGGCGAAAAUCCUAGCGAGAAAAUUCAUAACUCUCUACACGCUUUGCAAGGAGCUACUCUCCAAGCAGGAUCAUUACGAUUGGGGAUUGAGGGCUAUUAAAUCAGUAUUGGUUGUAGCAGGAUCUCUGAAGAGAGGCGAUCCGGGAAGGCCGGAGGAAGAGGUGCUGAUGAGAGCUUUGAGGGAUUUCAACAUACCCAAGAUCGUAACAGACGACACGCCAGUUUUCAUGGGGCUGAUUGGUGAUCUGUUCCCGGCGCUGGAGGUCCCCAGAAAAAGAGACGCGGAAUUCGAAAAAACCGUCAAGCAGGCAGCCAUCGACUUGAAACUGCAACCGGAGGAUAAUUUCAUUCUAAAAGUGGUUCAAUUAGAAGAACUUCUGGAAGUCAGGCAUUCCGUCUUCAUAGUGGGCAAUGCUGGUACAGGUAAAACGGAAGUAUGGAAGACUCUCUUCAGAACUUACACCAACAUGAAGAGAAAACCGGUCUUCAACGAUCUGAACCCCAAAGCUGUUACCAACGAUGAAUUAUUCGG